AAAGGAUAUUAUUCAACCAAACCAAAUCUAUUCAACUACUUCUUAAAUUGUCCAAAUUUCUGACAAAAACUCUUUCCAGGAAUAUAUAAUUAAUUUCAAAGAGAACCACUAUGGUGACAUAACACGAUGAUAUCAUAAAUGAAAGAAUUGUUAUAAGAACACGAUCCAAGUUUGUGACAAAGAUGGAAGAACAUAGACGAGUUGCGGACUAUUUCCUAAUCUGUGGAUUACCCCCGGAUCCUGAAAAUCAAUCUGUUCUAAACGAGAGUAGUUUAGAGGUUAAUCUUAAACCCAGUCAUAAUCAGGAGCCUAUCACGGAUAUAACAGUAAUAUUUCCUGGACUGGGUGAGAAUAUACCAGAUUACUAUCAGCUGCUAGAUACCACACCCUCAGGACUACCAGCAGAUCUUAAUCAUGGAUCAUUUAGGGCACCAGAGGCGUUUAUUUGUUUCCGCCGCGGCGUGGAUAAACCGCCGCUGGUUGAUCUUGGUGUACUGUAUGAAGGGCGGGAAACCCCUAAACCUGGAUUCCAGCUGGUUUAUACACCUAGGGGUCACACAGCCAACGUAAAUAAUUCCACCAGCUCUCCAACAUACAUAGUUUACAAGAGAGCUACUGAUAAAUCUCCCUGUAACGAACUGGUUAUAACAGAGCUGACUAUUAUUGUGACAAGUAAAGGAGAAGUUCCACCUCAUUCCUUCCUCAAGAUAGACAAGAACCUUAAUAAUAGUAUGAUAGGCAGCGCUGUAUAUCUCUGUUUCAAGAAAUCUUUAAACAGACCUGAACAUAUCUCGAUGCAUCCUGUUCUUCUUGACAGAUUUCCUCUCUCUAAUAAUCCUUCUUUUCCUCUUGAGCAUGCGAGGGUGUAUGGAAGCGUAAUCUCCUUCUAUGAAGAUUAUCCUGAAUCGAAACUGACUGACGCGCAGAAAACGCAGUUAAAGCUGGCCGAUUGGAAGAGCUCGUCUGAGCGCCGAGUUCUGGCUAAAAAGUGCAUGUGUUUCCUGUCGCGAUGGCCGUUUUUUGAGGCAUUUGAGAAAUUUCUUUUCUUCUUGUAUAAACGAGUUCUGAUGGGUCCUUACGAGAUACCGUUGGAGAGAUGGGAUGGGGUGGGGAUUGGAUCGGAUUGGAUGAGAAUGGGACGGGGUUUGAUUGAAUGGGAUGAGAUCCGAUUUAGUCCUGAACGACCCCGUAUCCUGGUUCAAUUAUCCAAGACUGAUAGGAUUGCUUUAUAUCAGGCACAAGAGCUUCCUCUUCCCAGAUCCGGAGCUAAGUUCCGUGAUUUAAUCUCUACUCUCGGUCCUGAUAACUCCGCCCUACUCCUUCUACUAGCACUCACAGAACAGAAGAUCCUUAUUCAUUCUCUCAGAUCUAAUCUACUGACUGCUGUAGCUGAAGCUAUGAUGCAGAUAAUAUUUCCGUUUACCUGGCAGUGCCCCUACAUACCCCUGUGUCCGGUUGGGAAAUCUGAUUUUAUCUCAGCUCCCUUUCCAUUCGUCAUAGGUUUAGAUACCAGAUUCUUUGAUCUGUAUGAGCUUCCGUCCGACGUGAACGCUGUGGACUUGGACACUAACACGAUCAGCCUCAGCGACACCGCGAAGAAGCUCGAGCUCGGGCUGAAUAUUCUGCCCAGGAAACCUGCCAGGAUACUGAGGAACACUCUAGUUAUACUUGAGGAUAAGUGCCACCAGUACAGUAGAUUAGCCCAAGAGCUGGAGAUGACGAGUGACGACGGAGAACUUGAUUUUGAAUUUAAGCUCCGGGAGAAGGAACUGGAUUUAGAAUUAGAAAUUCAAGAAGCUUUUCUUCACUUCAUGGCUGGUGUAUUGGGAGGCUACAGACAGCAUCUGUUACCAAUUACCAGAGCUCCGACAGCGGGGGUAACAGAUGUUAGGAAUUUGUUUGAUAGAGACAAUUUUAUCAAAUCAAGAGAUAAACAAUUCCAUCCUUUCUACGAUCAUCUGAUGAACACGCAGCUCUUUACAAAGUUUAUUGAAGAAUGCAGUUUUGUAUCUGACGUCAAUCAGAGCUUGGCUUUCUUUGAUGAGUGUGUUGACAGAUUGAGUCGAGGUGAGGAUGGUCGUCUCCUAGACUGGGAGGGAGUACAGAGUGAUACAACAAUAUAUAUUCUACCCCCAGACUCUACAGAUCUUCCACCAGGAGUUGAGUACAAGUAUUCUACCCUGGACAAACUUGAUCACAGUUUGUUCCUUUCUCCUUCUCCGGAACCCGAUCACGUCGGAGGAUCAGGUUCAGCACCCGGAGCCGGAGGAGAUGAUACAUUUUCUAGUAAUCCGAACCCGUUCCAAACUCCGUCCAGCGUUGCUAAACGUACUAAACAGGAAAUCCGAUCUGCAGUACGUGUAGCCCAGAAGCAUGCCGAGGUACCCCUGCUGUGGUCCAAGUGUAUGCUUGCUACCUCCUACUCUCUAUGGUACCUAACCCUGCCUGCCAUGGUUCUAAAGGCUGAAGGAUCUAUCUCUACUCUACGGAGCGGAUACAGUAUCAUUCAGAGGAUGCAGAGGCUCCGUCUUCACCCUGUAGAUGAGAUCUGUUACAGGGUGAUGAUGCAACUCUGUGGUAUAUACAGUCAACCCGUCCUAGCAGUCAAACUUCUUUUCGAGAUGAAAAGAUGUGGCGUGCAUCCUAACGCAGUAACCUAUGGUUACUACAACAAGGCUGUGCUGGAGAGUGAGUGGCCCCAGGGAAUCGCAAAUAGUUCACAACUUCAUUGGAACAAACUCAGAAAUGUUUUGACCGCAGUUUGGUUGUUUAAACAGUCUGGGAAGUCGUUUCGUAAACUGGAGGAAUCUGUAUCACAGCUAAGUCUAGACAGCCAGGAUACAGCUCCUACAGCGGAUAAUGUUGAUACUGGAGAGAAGGAGAAGAAGGAGGGGGCGGGGAAUAUUGAUCCCGCCUCUUCUCAAGAGCUGGACAACAACGGUCAACUGAACACAAUAGCCAGUGAGGACAAGCUGACUAGAACUAUGACAAGAUCCCGGAGUUUGAGUAUAGUUAAACCUCCCCAACCUAAGGAAGACGAGGAAAAAGAAGAAAUAGAACCAUUACUGGAACAGGAGGAGGAAGAGGAGAAGGGAAGAGAGGAGAAGGAAGGAGGGGAAGGAGACUCAAAACCUCAGCUUGUCAGAUAUACAGAUAUUAGGAAUAAAUUUCCCAACCUUAUAAAAAGUGGUGCUGCUAAAUCCUUGUUUAAACCGGAUGAGAAGGAAGGUGGGGAUGAGAAGGAUGAGGAGGAAGAUGAAGGAUUGGUAAUGAAGAGUAUGGAUGAAGAUGAUGUUGACGGAGGAGCAUCUUCUAAACAACAUUCUCCAGAUAAAGAGGAAGGGUUUAGCAGAACCAGUUUAUCUAAGGUUCCCGUCACACAAAAUGAUCCUUUAGGAGCUCUUACACAACCCACAGAAGACGAAUUUAGAACUCCAACCAGAGAUAAGGGGAGUGAGCUGACCCAUAGAUCGAUGUCAAUGUCUGAUGUACUGGGUGAACCCUUCAGAACUCCCACUAAUCAGAAUAUUCAAAAUAACAGUCAUAUGCAGAGAUCAUGUACAAUGCCUUUACGUGGAGAACUAGGGGCUUCUACAGGAGAGCUUAGAACUGGUAAUGGUAUUGUUGGUUCUCUAUCUAGUCUAGCAGGCUCAGGUCUCAAGUCUAUAGCAGGAAGUAAAGCUGCGAACCUUGGAUUGCGGAAAGGUAAGGCUCUGCUCUCUGGUUGGAUGAGCCCCCAGACCCAGGUCUCAACCAAGGACGCUCUCAACACAAUCAAAACCUGGUCAAAUUCUGCCGCUACAAACCUCAGCAAGAAGUAUGAAGAGAUGGUGUCCCCUGCUCCUGCUUCCACUUUAUCUGAACAGGAAGAGGAUAAGGUUUCUCAGAGCAGCACUGACAGUAGGAGAACAGGAGUAGAGCAGCAAACGUCAGAUAUUCAUCAGGAUACAUGGUAUAAUCUGGCAGAAGCACUAGGAAACUAUCUUUGGGGAGAAACUGUAAAGGUCCCCCAGCCCCAGACCAGGAGAGCAGCUGAUAUAACAGAACAGUUUGAAGCUCUCUACAGUAGAUCGAACCUAGAGGAGAAGGAUGGGAUAACUGCUAUAUCCGUCUAUAUUACUUCAACAUCAAGAUGCAUACAAUGUGGCUGCGUCCUGUUUGAUGAGGAGAUAAUGGCAGGUUGGACAGCUGAGGAUUCUAAUCUGAACACUGUCUGUUGUUGGUGUAAAAGUAGAACUGUACCCUCUCUCUCUAUUCAGGUGCUGGAUUACCGGGAGCAUUUAAAGGAUCCUCUAAAUCAGGCUGAACCCAAGAUAAAUUUCCCCAUCAGUAUACCGUAUAUUUCUCCCCUGGUGCUACGUAAAGAGCUUGAAUCCGUCUUACACAAGGAGGGUGAUGUUGCCCUGAUAGAUCCUGCGUGUCCAGAUCUGCAUCCAAUCCUGUUCUGGAACCUUCUUUACUUCUUCCAUAGGAUCGCCACACCCUCCCACCUACCUGACCUACUUCUAGACACACCUAGUCUAAACACUACGCCUAUACAUCCGUCCUGGGAUACGCCCGAACCAAAUCUUGUCAAGAUUGUGACUAAGUGGGAUAAUGUCGCUUUGUACAACAAGGAGAUUCCUCUUCAUGUACUUUGGAGACAAAGAAAUUGUCAGACGAACCCGUUGAGCCUGCACCCCUUGAUGCAGAGCAUCAUCUCUGGGGUGAAGGAGAACAACCUUCUCGACCCCUUCAAGGCGAUCCUGGCAGACAGAAAACGGAAAUUUGGACGCGUCGUCAGCGGUAGUGACGAUGGAAGUGCUGUUAAUGUCGAUACACCGACUAAAAGUGGAACAUUAACUUGUCAGUCGACUGAGGAAGGGACAGAGAUUGUGUCGAUUUAUCGACAAAUGCUUUUUGUGACGCUGGUCGCCCUCGGCCAAGAUAAUAUUGAUCUCACUGCCUUUGACAGGGAGUACAGACGGGCAUUCGAGAAACUUAACUCGAAGCAGCUUAGUCUAGUUCAUCCUAGUGAUUAUCCUCCAGGUAUGCGGGAGCUGUUCUGUAGAAAAUUAUUUCGAGAUCUUAGAAUUUAGAAUUCCAGUUCUUCAUCCAAUCCAUUCCAGUUCUUCAUCAAAUCCAUUCCAGUCCUUCAUCCAAUCCAUUUCAGUCCUUCAUAAAUCCAUUACAGUCCAACAUCCAAUCCAAUUCAGUCCUUCAUUAAUCCAAUCAAUUUCAAUGACGGUUUCUUCAAUUAAUCUGAUUAAAUCUUUAUCAAUGUUUGUUAAUCCAUUUUUUAUCGCAGUCAAUCCACACCUAGUCCAUGGUAUAUGAAUGCUACUCAAUUCUUCAUAUUUUUAAAACUUCUAUCAAAUUCAUAUUCAUAUUUUCUAAUUUGAUUCCGUCGUUAAAAUCGUUUUUCUCAAAAAGAAAAUUGUUACAUUUUUACCAGACCAUGCUGUCUUAUAGUUUUCAUAAUUUUGUUUUCAAAUUUAUAUCUUUUAACAUAUCCUAGUCGUUAAAACAAUUUUAUCACUUUCAAGAUUUACUUUUCUAUUAAUUAUUUACAUUGCCUAUUUCUCUGCGUGCAAAGGACCAACAUUUUUGGGUAAAAGAGGCCUUAGUUGUUUACAAUAUACAUUAUACAUUAUUUUUUACAAACAUGUACCGGGCUUAAAAUAGACAUAAAUAAUAAAUAAUAAAUAUUGCCUAAAGAAUAGUGUAAUUUUAAAUACACUUUCCCUUUAGAAGAGUGAUCAACAUUUUGCAGAUUUUAGUGCCAUAGUUCAAAACAGUUUGGGAUUCUUUAAUUUUUACUCACUGAUCGACCCACUUCUAGAUACUACUCGGCCACGCG
Molecule: messenger RNA, 5839 nt
Organism: Eurytemora carolleeae
Lineage: Eukaryota; Metazoa; Arthropoda; Copepoda; Calanoida; Temoridae
Gene: Crag
Product: DENN domain-containing protein 4C
Exons: 43
Coding region: 183-5078 (1631 amino acids)
Biological process (GO): regulation of Rab protein signal transduction
Cellular component (GO): cytoplasmic vesicle
Molecular function (GO): protein binding
Source: RefSeq, a predicted model, not a curated record